UGCGCGUCGCUGAACGUUGGAAUGAAUCAAGGACCGCAAACUAUUAAGCUUGGAGAAACCUGCUUUAAGACAGAGAUAAUUCUUCAUGAAAUAGGACAUGCCUUGGGAUUUUACCAUGAACAUAACCGUUGGGAUAGGGAUGACUACAUUAAAAUACACUAUGAAAAUAUUGAACCCGGAAAAAAUCAAAGUUUUCAGAAACAAGAAAAUGCAGUUGUCGACACUAAUUAUGAUUAUUUGAGUAUUAUGCACUACGGACAAUAUUUUUUCUCGAGGAAUGAAUCAGCAAACCUUAUCACAAUAGAAACAAAGAAUGAUACGUUUCAAUCUAAAAUAGGAAUGGCCAAACAACCGAGUUUUCACGAUUAUAAAACUUUGAAUGUUAUGUUUAAAUGUGCAGAUUUGUGCCCUACAAUUGAAUGUCCUGAAGCUGGAUUUGUUGGAAAAAAUUGCAAAUGUUACUGUAAAGGAAAUUCCGAUGACACACCAGUUAAACUUUGCAAUAAAACAGGGGAGUGUCGCAGACCAACUGUUAAUACAUACUUGAUUGAUGUUAUGGGAAAAGAUAAAAACUCCACAGUCAGUAUAAACCGUACAUCGUUUCCUGACAAGACAGUUUUAAAUCUUGUUUCAACCAACUGGGAGUGUACAUCACAUUUUCAGUUAAGAUGUGAAGAUGGUGACUGGAAAGAAAUAUCUAUCGCAGAAUGUCCAGUUACACUCAACAUUUCGUUGACUGAUGAAACAGAAGGUGUUGUUAAAGUUACAUUAAAUGGCGAAAAUGAUGGAUAUAUCUGUGAUGACGACUGGGAUGAUAAUGAUGCAACUGUUGCUUGUAAAAUGCUCGGAUAUACGAAAGGUUUGGCUUUCUUUCCAAAAGCUAAAGAAGUUAACGAAUCUUUACCUAUUCUUCUUGACAAUGUGCAAUGUAGUGGCGAAGAACUUUCUCUUGCUGAUUGCAAACACAAUGGUUGGGGUAAUCAUGACUGUGAAUAUUUAGAAGUCGUAUCAGUGAAAUGUUUCUACGAUUCAUAUUCCAACCAUAUAAAUGCAACGACGAACAUAACUUGCGGUAAGGAAUCUCGUGAAUAGAAAAAGUAUCCAUAAGUAAUUAUCCAUUGUGCACAUUUAUGGAAUGAUUGUUUUAACUUACAUGUGUAACAUUUAGUUUGUCAUUUAAGGAAAAGAUAUAAACUAAACUACUAAAUUUUGCUUAAGCACACAAAAUGUUUAAGCGGGAAUUUAUUCGACAAUAAUUACAAUACUGUCGGGUUCUUUUAAAAUGUAAACAAUAAUAUUUAAUAAAUUUGAUUAAAAUGCCACAACCUCAUGCAUGUUUAGCGUGUGCUUGGCAGUGAUUUCGUAUCAUCCUUAUGAGGUUUCUGGACCACGGUCCACUCUUGAAUUGACAUGGCAUACAGCUCCUGGAUGCUAAUAGGUUGUACCUGGUGUGCAAAUAUCCAAACUUGUGGCUUAUUCCACAUGUGCAUACUUGGAAUUUGGGUCCAGUGGUCGAACUUAGCAGUUAAAAUGCUCGAUUCCCGUCCUCUGCGAGUAGUCGAAACACCUGUCCUUUGGGCGCAGGUUAUUAUCAGUGGAAGAUUAAAAUUAUUGAAUUCGGGUUCAUUUGGAUUACAGUUAUUUACGUAAUAAUACAAUAAACAAAGAAAAACGGUAAAACUUGUAAAACUAACUUUCUUUAAUACUUUUAUUAUAAUAUAUGUUAAUAUUUGUUGAUUUUUAAAAGUCAAAGGCUUGUACAUAUAUUACUGUGACAACUUUUAUGGGCUUUUUGAUCUGUUAACACGUUUCUUGUUAUAAAAUAUAAUAUGGUGUAGGCCUGAAAGUUAAUUAUUCCGUAUCGUUUCUGAAAGUUUCGUGAAAUUUAAAAAUCUGAAUACAUUAUUACACAAAUAGUAAUGUUCUUUUAAUAUUGUUAGUUUGUUAUUUCAAUGACUAACAGCCGGGUAUUUUAUCCGUUAUUAGACGCGAUUGAUACAAAGGGUCUUGAUCGGAUUAACUGCUAUUCGUACUUCGUAUAAUGAAUUUUGUUUCCUGGUUAGAGAAAUAUUUUAUUUCUUUCGUGAUUGUAAUCUUAAGGUAAAAUUA
This is a messenger RNA of Ruditapes philippinarum (Manila clam), 2109 nucleotides long. RefSeq names its product zinc metalloproteinase nas-14-like. The record is from RefSeq and is a predicted model, not a curated record. The coding region runs from base 22 to 1092 and encodes 356 amino acids. NCBI's taxonomy places the organism in Eukaryota, Metazoa, Mollusca, Bivalvia, Venerida, Veneridae. Gene Ontology annotation, biological process: proteolysis. The transcript is spliced from 7 exons. Gene Ontology annotation, molecular function: metalloendopeptidase activity. Gene Ontology annotation, cellular component: membrane.